Prosopis cineraria is the source of this 1561-nucleotide messenger RNA. Its product is annotated as glycosyltransferase BC10-like. Gene Ontology annotation, molecular function: glycosyltransferase activity. The record is from RefSeq and is a predicted model, not a curated record. Gene Ontology annotation, cellular component: membrane. The transcript is spliced from 2 exons. Lineage: Eukaryota; Viridiplantae; Streptophyta; Magnoliopsida; Fabales; Fabaceae. The coding region runs from base 224 to 1402 and encodes 392 amino acids.
UGGACGAGCAUCCAGAUUUUCCGUGAUGCUCAAGAAACGCUGACGGGACUCAAACUCUCCCAUUCGAACACAUGCAUGCUAUCUUAAUUUCGCUAGGAGCCUGUCUAUCCAAAUCUAAAUUCCGUUUCUUUGUCAUUUUGGUGGUUUUAGAGCCUUGUACAAAUAAGUAAUCUGUCCCAUCUUGUUUAAACCUCUUCUAGUUCCUCCCAUCACUCCUUUCAAGAUGGGAAAUGAACUGAAGCACUCUCCAUUUGUCGCCCAACUUCUAGGCUCCAAGUUACCGUUCACCUAUCUUCUUCGUUUUCUUUUCUUUGUAAUAGGACUGUCAUUAGGUGUCACAAUCAGUGUGUACUUCAAAAGCUUCUCAUUCAGCCUAAAAGAACUUUUCCCUUCGUCACCACCAGGGCUGCCAGAACUGCCUCCGCCACAGCCAUGGAUUCAGCCGAGCCUGAACGGAUCUGGGUCAUAUACCCAGCAGCCUCUCAUGCACAAUAUGGAUGAUGAAGAGUUGUUCUGGCGAGCUUUAAUGGUUCCAAAAAGGAAGAAAUUCCAGGGUGAGCAUGUUCCUAAGAUUGCUUUCAUGUUCUUGACGAAGGGACCCCUUCAUCUUGCCCCCUUGUGGGAGAUGUUCUUCAAAGGGCACCAAGGGCUGUACACCAUAUAUGUUCAUACUCAUCCUCUGUUCAAUUGGACAGUGCCUGUGGAUUCUGUCUUCUACAGAACAAGAAUUCCAAGCAAGACAGUAACAUGGGGACAACCUUCGAUGUUAGAUGCAGAGAGACGCCUCUUAGCGAACGCCCUGCUUGACUUCUACAACGAGAGAUUUGUGUUACUCUCAGAGACCUGCAUUCCUCUGUUCAACUUCACCACAAUAUACAACUUCUUAGUUAAUGCGAAUCAUGGUUUUGUAGCCUCAUAUGAUGACCCAAGAAAAACUGGAAGAGGCAGAUACAACCCCAAGAUGGCACCCACAAUAAAAAUUUCUGAUUGGCGUAAAGGGUCUCAAUGGUUCGAGAUGAAUAGAAAAAUGGCCAUUGAGAUUGUAUCAGACACCAAGUACUAUCUCAUUUUCAAUGAGCUGUGCAGUCCUCCAUGUUACUCGGAUGAGCACUAUAUCCCCACUUUGAUCAAUAAGUGUUGCGCACAUGAGAACUCGAACAGAUCCAUCACUUGGGUCGAUUGGUCCAAGAGUGGGCCACACCCUGGGAGAUUUGGAAGAGCUGGGGUCUCACUUGAGUUCUUGAACCAAACAAGAUUUAACUGCACUGCUUCCGAUAGACUCAAAUCCAAUGACGCUUCUUCUACGUGCUUUCUUUUUGGUAGGAAGUUUAUGUCAGAUGCUCUUCGUCCUUUGCUACAGAUUGCACCUAUGCUGCUAGGCCUUAAUGCUUCUCAUUUCUGAACACAGUAGUCUUCUGAGCAAUCCAUGUUAUUAAUUAACUGAGCUCGCAGGUUAUAACCCUGCGCCUGUGCUCUGCGAUUGUUUAAUGUUUAUUUGUAUAUUUGAGAGAAUAAGAUGUAUUGUACACUGGCAUUUAAAUUUAAUACAGAUUGAACAAGA